Messenger RNA from Drosophila kikkawai, 1152 nucleotides. RefSeq names its product zinc finger protein 853-like. NCBI's taxonomy places the organism in Eukaryota, Metazoa, Arthropoda, Insecta, Diptera, Drosophilidae. The record is from RefSeq and is a predicted model, not a curated record.
AUGGCAGGAUCAGCUAUUGAGUCGUUUGGAGGAGCAGCCUCCGAUGAAGUCGGGGCUUCAUUUACGGAAAUGGAUGUCUCAGCAGCAGGAUCAGGUGUUGCCUCAACAGAGGGUGGUGUCUCGACAGAGGCAGGUGCAGUGACGACGGAAAGAUCUUCAAGUGGAGCGGGAUCAACGGGCGGACAGCGACUGGUGCAGCAGCGACUGGUGCAGCAGCGACUGGUGCAGCAGCGACUGGUGCAGCAGCGUCUGGUGGAGAAGCGACUGGUGCAGCAGCGACUGGUGCAGCAGCGACUGGUGCAGCAGCGACUGGUGCAGCAGCGACUGGUGCAGCAGCGACUGGUGCAGCAGCGACUGGUGCAGCAGCGACUGGUGCAGCAGCGACUGGUGCAGCAGCGACUGGUGCAGCAGCGACUGGUGGAGCAGCGACUGGUGGAGCAGCGACUGGUGCAGCAGAGACUGCAGCGACUGGUGCAGCAGCGACUGGUGCAGCAGCGACUGGUGGAGCAGCAACUGGUGGAGCAGCGACUGGAGGAGCAGCGACUGGUGGGGCAGCGACUGGUGCAGCAGCGACUGGUGCAGCAGCGACUGGUGGAGCAGCAACUGGAGGAGCAGCGACUGGUGGAGCAGCGACUGGUGCAGCAGCGAUUGGUGCAGCAGCAACUGGUGGAGCAGCGACUGGUGGUGCAGCAACUGCAGCGACUGGUGCAGCAGCGACUGGUGCAGCAGCGACUGGUGCAGCAGCGACUGGUGGAGCAGCAACUGGUGGAGCAGCGACUGGUGCAGCAGCGACUGGUGCAGCAGCGACUGGUGCGGCAGCGACUGGUGCAGCAGCGACUGGUGCAGCAGCGACUGGGGCAGCAGCGACUGGUGCAGCAGCGACUGGUGGCGCAGCGACUGGUGGAGCAGCGGCUGGUGGAGCAGCGACUGGUGCAGCAGCGACUGGUGGCGCAGCGACUGGUGGAGCAGCGGCUGGAGCAGCAGCGACUGGAGCAGCUUCAGUUGGGUCCAUUCUUAAAAUCCUUCUUCUCCAAAGAUAGUGUGCCUUUCAUGGUCAGAAGACCUCUAAUGGAUAAAUGGAAACAGAACGUGAGCAACAUGCGCCUCGAGAAGCCGUAUUGCGACCUUGAAGUGGGUCGUUGCCUGAACUAA